UGAUCGGUACCUGUCUGCACAAUUAUUAUCCCUGAUGUCAAAUCGAACGAAUUUCAACGGCCUCUAUGGGUGGAAAAGGCUCAAAUUUGGUCCCGUUUGUAUUGGCUUGGGGACGGUAGUUCUUUUGUGCGGCACUUGGUCUCGUGUUUCACCCAAGUUUGAGCUAAAGACUCGUAAUUACAAUCUAGAACUGGAGCGUGAGCUGACAUUUUUAUAUCGCAAUGUUGAAACUUUUAUGCUUUUCGUUGGACGUCCAAGAAGCGGUCACAGUUUGGUUGCUGCCAUUUUAGAUUCCCAUCCAGAAAUAGUUAUUUCGGAUGAGUUUAAUCUGCUUUAUAAGUUUGACAGUUUCUUUAUGGAUCCUAGCCAAACAAACGAUGAGCGCAAGCUGAGGAUAUUCUAUGACAUACAUACUCGUUCGCGCAGACAGGCCAUGUUUGGUAGUCGUUCGUCAAUUUGCAACAGCUCCGUAUCCUACUGCUACAACAUCAAAGGAGGCUGGCAAGGUGAUUGCAAAAGUAAACUUAAGGUAAUUGGAGACAAAAAAGCAUCUGUAACUACCGCACGUUUACAUCACGAAAAAGGGCUUCACGAUUUGCGAAAACUGGAGAAAGUGCUGGGAAUUCCAAUCAAACUGAUUAACGUCAUCAGAAAUCCAUUUGAUAACAUUGCUACUAUAUGUAGAAGGAGACUAGGUGUGAAUCCUAGAAGUCAUCAAAUGGUACGCAACACAACAGCGUUGGACUUUUGCAUUGAUUUUUUACUUCACUAAAGUGCGGACAGUUCAAUAUCUACGUGAUCUGAGGUACUACCAGAUCCUGAAUGUAUGCAGCCGGGAUUUGCUGACAAAUCCACGACGCACUUUACAAAUGUUAUGUGACUUUGUUGGUGUUUCUUGUUACAAUGAAUUUGUCGAAUUAGCAACAAGAGAUCUCUAUUCCAAAUCAUCUCGGUCUAGGUAUUUGAUAGAAUGGAGUAACGAACAGAAAGAGAAAGUCAUGGAAGAAAUCCAGAAAUGUAGCUUUUUGAAAUCUUUAUUUUCGUUUGACAGUGAUUAGUGUCACCAUUAGACUUUGACACUUAUUAAUCAACUUUAUCAUGUUGAUUUAAAACUUUCCUUGUAAUUGCAUACAUGUUUCUGUUACUGUUGUUUGUUUUAUCCAAUCAGUAUUUUGUUCUACAGUUUAAAUUCAACUUUGUACUUUGUCAAAUCAGAACUGAAGGUGACAGAAGAACUGC
Pocillopora damicornis (cauliflower coral) is the source of this 1239-nucleotide messenger RNA. RefSeq lists its product as uncharacterized. The record is from RefSeq and is a predicted model, not a curated record. NCBI's taxonomy places the organism in Eukaryota, Metazoa, Cnidaria, Anthozoa, Scleractinia, Pocilloporidae.